AUGAAAAUUGCAGCCACACGGGUCGCUCGAGCACAGGAAGUUCAAAUCCAUGGCCUGCAGAGAGCGUCGAGCGCCGGGGAUGUUGCCUUCGGGGAAACUGCUAAUGCGCCUGCCUCACGCCCCAGGUCGAAACCCUCAUCGGACACGGACAGGCGCCGACGCUUGCACCAGCAGCAACGCCGGGUCCUGGUCAGGUCUCCAACUGCUGGGCUCUUAGGGAUCGGUCUAGAUUGCGAUGUCACGGCGAUGUCCGGCUCGCAGCAUGCCGUCUUGAUCAGUUUUGGUGUUACGGCUUGCCACGCAUUCCAGCUAUUUUCCAGCUAUUUUCCAGUAUCUUCCACCAUGCGUAUGCAGCGUACGCAAUGUGCACAGUGGAUGCUGUGGUAUCGCCUGGUCCUGUUCGCCUGGACCGCGGUCCUCAUCGCCGGGGGCGCUGUCGCUUGGAAAUUCAUCUCGGAGCGCGGCUUUCAUCUUCCAGCGAUUCCAGGCAGCCAGUACGACAAAGAGGAGCAGUCGUACCUGGGUUUCUUCGGUGAUGGUGUGGAUGGGGCUCAGGCUGCGCUGGUGCUUGGCAGUGAUUCUCCAGUCAUGGCAAUGACCAACGUAUCUACCUGUCAGAUCAAACCAGCUCUGCAACAAGUUGGGAGCACUGGAAACACUUUCCAGUUGGAGUUGUCCUGUCAGAAUGAGUCUGCGCCUGGCGGUGGAUGUAUCACAUCUUCACAACUCAGAAGUGAAGUGUACUCGCUGGUGAGCAUGUUCAUGUCCAACAUGAUGUCGCCAGAGAAUUUGUCUCACUUCCUCGAACGACAGGUGGAACCAAUGCUGGAUGCUGCUCCGGAGAUGUUGGCUUGUCCGCAUGUUGAGGACACCUUUCAAAAAAACCUGGCAGAAGCAUCUUUCCAAGUGGAAGAGUCCCUUCGCCAGAAAAUGCCGAACUGCGACUUAGCAGUUCUGUCUUUCUGGUCUCUGCCUCCUCAACAGUUUCAGCGCAACUUGACCUUUGCAGAGUUCAAGUUUGAAGUCACGGUCACGCUCCCAGCAGGAAGCUUUUGGAAUGUUUUUCAAAAACUGCUCAGCUCCAAAAGCCAAGAACAAAUCAUGGUGGCAGUUCGUGCGCACACAUGCAACGGCUUGCCAGUUGCUGACUUCUCACAGGAGGCUCUUCAAGUGGCCAACAUUCUGAAGGAUGUUGCAGAGGCGGCAGAGGGCAUCGACGGUACCAACUUGAAAGCCGAAGUGAUGUCCUUCGCCAUCAUCGUGGAAAGUAUCAGAGAUGGGGUUGAAGUGGUGAUGGCCAUGUCAACAGGUACCCUUCCCCUUGGGAUUGCGGUCUUGGCAUACAUGGUGGGGAACCCGCGCUUGGUGAUCAUUGCCAUCAUCAAUGUACUAGCUGCCGUCACAGGUUCGGUGCUAGUCAUGGAGUGCCUUGUAACCCACCUGAUGCCGGUGAGCAUUUUCACGCCGCCCUUCUUGAUUGCAGUGGUCCUGUCCAUGUCCAUUGACUAUGCCUUGUUUCUUUUGAGCAGAUUCCAGAAGGAGACAGCAGCAGGUGCAGCAGCAGCUGAAGCCAUGGCUAUCAGCCUUUCCACAUCUGGCCGUAUCGUCGCGCAAGCUGGUGUGAUCUUAGCGUGCUGCUUUGCCUGCUUACUGAUGACGCCAGUGCAACUGGUCAGUGCCAUGGGAGCAGGUGGGCUUGUGGCGGUGGCUGUGGCCAUGGCCGCCAACCUCACCUUGACCCCAGCUCUGAUUUUAGGAACGCGACCCACUUUCUGGAUUAGCAAGCCCAAUGCACCUUGUCGUCAAGCUCCAGAGGGAGAUGCUGAAGCACCAGGUGACGAAGAGUUGCAUGUUCCCAAUGUUUCCAUGGGCUUUUGGCGGAGGUUUGGGGAGCGGUUGGCAAGCUGUGCCAAGCCUCUUCUGUUCUUGAUUCUACUCUCUGCAGCCCCUUGCGUUUGGAAGGACUUGAUGCCUUCUUCAGACAUGUUGGGUUUCACACCAGCCCUCCCACAAGGCUCGUCCACAGCCAAAAUCUUCCACAGCAUUGGUGAAGAGUUUGGAUAUGAAGUUCUUUUCCCCACAACAAUCGGGCUGGUGGCUCCAGCUGAAGUGAACCUGGAAGCGUGGAGGCUCCAGGCUUGCAAGGCUUUACAGGAGAUUGGGGAAGAGGUGUACAGAAGUGACUUCACGAGUUCAACCUUCAUGAGUGAAGUCAUCAUUGAUGGCAAGUGCUUGGCAGUUGAUGUUGCUGGAAGUCUGCUGAAGUGGUGGCAAACCAAUGGACAGGAAGGUACCGUCGCCUACAUCGACUACCCAUUGAAUCCUUUGUCCAUCGAUGGACAACGAUGGACCAAGAGCUUGCAGAGAGCUGUGGAAGACCAUCAUCGGGGCAGAUGGUAUGUGCAUGGAUAUGGUCCACUCUUGUCCAGCCAAUCUGGGCUAUACUACAUUGUGCCUUCCAUGAUGUUGCCCUUCCUGGUGGGUGUGGCCUUGGAUUAUGACAUUUUCUAUACUGAGGCAGUCUUGGAAGAAUGCAAUGGUGGCCUCCCAGUGAAAAAGGCUGGCAUCAAAGCGCUUGAGAAGACUGCCAACAUCAUCACAGCAGCCGGAGUGGUCAUGAUAAUAGCCUUUUGCCCACUCCUGCUUUCUUCAACGCUAGUCUUGAAGCAGAUUGGUUUCAUGGCAAUUGGUGGUUUGUCUAUCAGUGCUUUCUGGAACACCAAAGUGGCCAUGCCCGUGUGCUUGCACUUCUGCGGGAAGCACAGCUUUUGGCCUCGGAAUUUGGAGAAAAAGCAGCGCUGCCAGCAGCCAAUUGAUGCCAUUUUCCUGGGGCACCCUGCCUACCUGGUAGAUACGUUUACCUGGUUGACCUCGCCUGACACCGAAAAGCCAUGGAGCGCAUCGUGGUGGAUGUACCUCUUCCUUCCUGUUCUUUGGCUGCUUGGUUUCGUUGGGGCGCAUAUCUUGAGGCGCCUUGGCUUGCCAAAUCAUGUUGUUUUGGAUGACUACGAGUACAACGGACUUCAUGUCCAGACUUGGGUGGUUCUGCACUACGGCCGCCACUUUCGCAACUCUUUGGAACUUCAUGAUGCUCGACGCAACGUGAGGGCAGCAGCCAGCAGGGCUGAGAAGACCGGCGCCCGGGUGCUAGGAUUAGGUGCGCUCAACAAGGCAGAAUCUUUGAACCGUGGAGGCCUGGACUUGGUUCAACACUUGCCUUUAAGCCGAAGCAUGUGUGUGACUCAUGGAGAUCAUCUCACAGCAGCUGCAGUGGUGGAGAAUGUGCUACGGCUGGUCGCAAGGUUCCCUGAGUUUCGGGAGAAAAUCUUCAUGACCGGAGCCACGGGGAAGACCGGGAAGGCCGUUGCGCUGGCCUUAUUGCGCCGCGGUGUCUCCGUGAUGUGCCACAGUGGCAGCAAGCAAAGACGAGAUGAAUUGGAGACUCAUGGGUUGGCCACUGCAUCCCACCUGCGUGAUGGGGCUGACUGUGGCAUGUGGAUUGUGGGUAAAUAUGACCAGUUGGUGAACCAAGUCAUGCCUCUAUCUGCUGUUGCCUGUGUCUUUGCGGUGCCAAAUCCAGUUAAUCCAGUGUCCCGCUCAGAUGUCAUGGUAUAUGCUGGUGCCACCAUGCAGAUUGAUGAGUCGCGCUUGAAAGGACAACGAGCAAAUUUGAAGCUCUUACGCCAAGAGAUUUAUGCAUGCAAUGCAGCCACCCUGCUUCUUGCAUCAGGUUCCAGGCAGUUCGAUGAAUUGGGUGAAGUCGAUCCAUUGACAUUGGAAGCCUACCUGGAGGGGGCUGAAUCCAUUGGCAUCACUCUGAAGCCUCUUGAAGAACUUGCACAGUAA
This is a messenger RNA of Cladocopium goreaui, 3846 nucleotides long. The record is from the annotation of a GenBank genome assembly. Lineage: Eukaryota; Dinophyceae; Suessiales; Symbiodiniaceae.